This is a messenger RNA of Saccostrea cuccullata (small rock oyster), 2381 nucleotides long. Its product is annotated as proline-rich protein HaeIII subfamily 1-like. NCBI's taxonomy places the organism in Eukaryota, Metazoa, Mollusca, Bivalvia, Ostreida, Ostreidae. The transcript is spliced from 4 exons. The record is from RefSeq and is a predicted model, not a curated record. Gene Ontology annotation, molecular function: serine-type endopeptidase inhibitor activity. The coding region runs from base 77 to 1447 and encodes 456 amino acids.
GCAACAACUGACUACCAGAAACCCGACGGUCAGUGCGGAAGGGACGAAGGUGGCAAUCACCAACAGAAAAGACAAUAUGGGCAAAAAGAUGUGGGAACAUGCAGCAUAUAUUCUGUUUAGCUUGGUUAUCUAUGCAGAAUGCCAGAGAAUGGACAGAUUAUGUACCACAGACCCACAGACUGCUCAAUAUUGUAUGGGAAUGGACACCUAUAAAUAUUUUUUCGACCAACGCACAGGACAAUGCGUGUAUAAAUUAGGUUGUGCCUUCUCAGGAUUUGCUACAAUGACACAAUGCAAGAAAGAGUGUGUUUGUAGACAGCCAAUAUCAGAAGGAACACAAGUGGGUGGACCAAAUUGUGAGCAAGAGGUUAUGCGAUGGAUGGCCGUUGGUGAGGUCUGCGUUCAAAAGCCCUACACUGGUUGUGGUGGGAACGGCAAUAAUUUUAUGACUCAGGGCGAGUGUCAAGCUGCAUGUAAUCCCAGGGAGAUAGAGUCGAUAAUAGGCUUCGAUUUUCCUUCCAUCAAUGAAGGAAUGCCUUUUGCACUUCCACCAGGAUCUUUUGGAAGCGGUAUGGCACAUCCAGGGACACCGUUUCAUGGCGGCCCAGGUAGUCAAGGCCCGGCACCAAGGAAACCCAAUAAGCCACCUAGAAAGAGUAAGAAAAACCCUCCACUGAAAGGCAAAGGAAGGCCACCAAAGAACAAUGCUGGUAAAGGCAAGCGACCCCCUAAUCGUCGACCUCCUACUCCACCUCAGGGACGAAAUAACCCGCCAUCUCAUAAUGGUAAUUGGCCACCACAUCCAAGAGGUAGUCCUCCACAAUCCAACGGUCAAUGGGGUCCACCAAAUGGUGGAUGGCGUCCUCAAACAAAUGGACAACGACCUCCACCUGGACCUCAAAGGCCGUGGAAUUCCCAAGGCAAUGAACAAAGGAGACCACCUUAUCUUCAAAGGAACGGCCCACCACCACCCUGGGCAAGAAAUAGACAGCCUAAUAAUGGACAACAAUGGAAUGGUCCUAACUCGAAUCCGAACUUUCAACCACCUCCUAACGGUCCCAACUCAAACUUUCCAAACGGCGGACAACGACAACCAAAUGGUCCAAACUCAAAUUUCCAGCCACCUCGUCAACCAAAUUACCCUCCGCGGCAGCCAAACUCUCAACAACCCAAAAAUCCCCCACGUCAACCCAACUCCCAACCACCUCGUCAACCAAACUCUCAGCCACCGCGUCAGCCAAAUUCUCAACCACCGCGUCAACCAAACUCUCAGCCACCGCGUCAACCAAACGCUCAACCACCGCGUCAACCAAACUCAGAACCAAAUAUGUCUCCAAAUGCACAACCUAGCGUAGCAACACAAAUACCCCCAGGUACUUCACCAUUUCCAAAUUAUCCGUCGACCACGAUUGGUUGGAACAAUCCAUUUUCAUUUUUUUACUACUAAGCCCAUUGCAGUGCAUAAUUGUGAUGUUAAUUGCUUUCAAUGAAAGUGAUCUCAAAACUGUGAACUAUGUGUUAAGUUAAAUACAUUAAUUUAUACCAUCGGGUGGAAAACCAUGAUAUCCCCAUCAAAAUCAUUUUAUUGGUAUUUAGUACCAUUCUCAGUUAACCUUGGACUUCAGUAAGGCGUGACAUUCUCGAUGUUACAUAAAUAGCGUCUGAAAUUUACACAGCUUUCAUUCACUGUUGAAAUAUACAUGGGAUAGAAAUUCGGGAAAUUUUCAUGGAAUGUAGCAAAUAACCAUAACAGCGUCUCGUCCGGCAAAGAGGUGGGGCUUAAAUAGUUUCAUCGUUGUCAACAACAAUUUUAAGUUCCUGAUGUCAUUAAUUUCUUAACCAAUGAGAAUCUAUUAGCCAUUUGACAGACGCCAAUUACGUAGCGCCGAGAAUGCCAUGCCUUACUGAAAGUCCAAGGUUAACUGACAAUUGUACUUUGACAAUUUUCUAAAAACGAAGUGAUUUCCCACUGACUGAAAUAUAAAACAUGGCAAAAGACAUUUUAAAUAAUUGAUGCACAUUAUAUUUAUAAAGGACACGCAGAACUAUUUAUACCUUGACAAUUGAAAUUAUAGCUGUAAAAGUUAUCUUUCUUUGCAGAAGUUCAUUCUACCUUAACUACAACUACUUAAAUUUAAGCUGUUUUUACUUCGAAAUUUUAGCACAAUAUUUACUUUAUUCCUAAAAGUGCACAAAGGAAGGAAAUGUGUAUGAAAAGUUUUAUUCGUGCAUAAUAAAUGGAAUAAAUCCAUGAAUUAAGGUCACUGGUUACCUUGACCUCAAACUAUUUAUAACAGGAAACAGGUACAAUAUAAGAACAGCACAAGGUAUUUUUCAAAAAAAUAUUUUGACAAAAAUGUAUGAUCCACAGAUAAAAAAGA